AUGCACUCAAGCACCCAUUUGUCCUCGGAACAUUUCCAGCGAUGUCGUUUCGGCGGGCAUUUCAGCUUGCAGGGACAUUGGCAGGAUUUUGCGUGUGGCGAUAGAGCCACUAUGGACACUGGAGCCAUGGAAGGUUGGCCGUUCCCAAGCGACUUCCGCGACCCGAACGAGGCAUGGAAUGUUCAGGGCAAGCUCUUGUUCUUCGCACUCUACACGGGCUUGUGGUCAUGCGUGGUGCUGGCGGUGUUCCUCUACACGCGGCUUCGCAGCCGCUGCAGCUGCCGCAGACGAGGGCGUUCACCAGUGAAGCGGCAAAGCAGCGGAUUCGGGGAUGUGUCGAAGAUGUCGGAAGCCUUCGGUGAGAUGCCGCCCUUCCCAGAACGCAAGGUCCACGAGCUGUUCCUGGAGCAGGCGAAGCUGACACCGACGGCGACGGCCCUGGUGUUGCCCCACGAGGCAAAGACUGUGGUCACCUACCAGGAGCUGGCAGAAGCCGUCCGGCAAUUGGCCGUCGUGCUCGAACGGCUAGGCGCGAAUGGCGAGAUCGUGGCUUUAUCUUUGCCGCGAAGCAGCGCGCAGGUGGUGUCGAUCCUCGGCGCUUUGCUGUCGGGUGCCGGCUACCUGCCCAUGGACGACACUGGGCCAGAGGCCAGGAAAAGGCUCGUUCUGGAGGACAGCCGCGCCACAGUUUUGAUCUCCGACGCCAACUCCCAGGAGUGCAAGCACAUUGCCGCAGAUCUCGGGCUGCACUGGGUGGCGAUCUCCUCCUUCGGAAACUUCACCGUCACCGAAGCCCAGCGACCAGCUGUGCAGAGCGGCGCUGGCAGCGGCGACACGGGCAACGUGGCCAUGCUGAUCUACACGUCCGGAUCCACCGGAGAGCCCAAGGGCAUCGUCUACGACCACCAGCAUCUCCUGCACGGCGCGUGGUUCUGGGCAGAGGAGCACGGGAUGUCGGAGAGCUCUGUCCAGCUCUUCAAGUCUCCGUACUUCUGGGCAGUCAUGGAGUGGGAGGUCUUCCCAGCCUUGAUCAGGGGUGGCAAGCUCGUCGUCGCUAGCGCCGAUGGCCACAAGAGCCCGCAGUACAUUACCCAAACCAUCGAGAAGUUCCACGUGGACGUGCUCAUGAUCACACCUUCCGUUUUGGACCUGCUCCUGGACGUUGCGCAGGGGUCUUUGAGGGGCCUUCGUGUCAUCACGACCGUGGGUGAGCCUUUGCCGUCGCAGCUGGCCAACCGUGUCGCAGGCCACCGUGGGCUGUCGGUGACCCUGCGGAACUUCUACGGUGCAUCCGAGAGCUCAUGCACCGUCUACACGGUGCCCGAGCGCGGCGUCGACACGGAUCUGUACCCGCGGUACGUUCCAGCCGGCGUUCCGCAGCCUCACGUCAGCGUGUUCAUUAUGGCCGAGGGCAGCUUCGAGCUGAUGCCUCCGGGGGAAGCUGGCGAGAUCUGCUUCGGAGGCGUGCUGGCUGCACGCUACUGGCAGCGGCCGGAACUCACGGCCGCGAAGUUCGUGCCUACGGAGGACUUCGGGCGAAUCUACCGCACCGGCGACUUGGGCCGCUUCCGGGAGGGAGCUUUGGAGGUGGUCGGGCGCCUGGACCGGCAGCUGAAGGUCAACGGCGUGCGCGUGGAGCCCGGCGAGAUCGAGGCCGUCCUGAUGCAGUUCGACCCAGUGGAGCCGCAACAGGAGGACGCUGAGAUGGGCUGCCUGCUGCCCGUCGCGAAGGCGGCCGUGUGCUGCGCAGAUCCGCCGCAACUCGUGGCCUUCGUAGAGCCACGGAAGGAGGCGACGAUCCGCGCGCACGAGCUCAUGGAGCACUGCCGCAAGGAGCUCAUGCCCGCGUACCUGCCCAAGCUCAUCGUCGUCCUCGACGCAGGUUUGCCGGUGCUUCCAAACGGCAAGGUGAACUACAAGUCCUUGAAGGAGAUGGCCGACAAGGAAGCCUCCCAGGCACAGGAGACCGUCAUGGACUCGCUUGGGCAGAUGAAGUCCAUGUCCCGAGCGGCCAUCCUCGAGAAUGCAGUGAUCCACCGCUGCUACGCCUUCUGGAUGCUGGGCGUCCUCACGGAUCACUACGCCUGGUGUGCCAUGAGCACGGACCCCAAGGACCCCACUGGGAUGCGGUCCCUGCCCUUCUGCACGGCCUUGGCCUCCUGGAACGUCGCUCCGUGGGCGGAGGCUCUCGUGCGCUCCCUCGGCAACGAUCAGGACCUCUUUGGCUUCAUCAUGCUGGGCGCCUACCAGGACUCACGGCCCCAGGGCGGCGAGGCACGCAAGCGGGCGCGACUGGGCUGGCCGGACCUCUUCGUGUUCGCUGUGUACCUGUUCAUGGCCAUGCCGCUGCCUCAAACCUUUGAUGCUCUUACGGGUGGAUUUGCCUACCCGGACAGGACGUGGCAGAGCCGCAGCGCUGAAGAGACCAACGGCUGGGAUCAGGUCUAUCUGGAGAAUUCUCACGCCACUUCAGGCCACCGCUGGUACUUGCGGAUGAUCUUGUGCUCCAAAGUUUACCUCGUGAUCUGUGACUGCGUGCGCCUGCCGCCUUUCCUCCAGGUGCUUCUUGCCGUGCUCUGCAGCUACUUCGGUCCAGUGAAUGCCCUUAAUGCUUGUGAGUUGGGCGUUCCGAAGUUUGUCGUCUUCUGGUUGCUUCGCGACUGUUUUGUCUGGACCAGAUGGGUGGCAUGCUACGGUGCUUUCUAUGUGCUGCUGGCCUGCAUUUGUGCCAAGUAUUCGCCGCAACACUCCUCCUGCCUGGCAGGUAUGCUCAUGGCUCUUUUCCACUACCCCAACCAGCUCCUGGAGAGCGGCGAGAAGGGCUCGUGGCUGAUGCCGCUCUUGGAGCUCACUGUCACCACGCUUCAGCCGGCGCUCUUUGCGCUUGGCGCCGUCUACUGGCCGUUCAAGGCCAGCUUCUUGGGCAACAGCACGCUCGGUUGCUACGUGAUUCACUUCAUCUUCAGAGAUCGCAUGACGGAGGCCAUUCAGAUGAUGAUGCCGAUGCUGAGCUGGGAUCUCACGGGGCUUCUCCUGCCUUUGGCCAUCGCUGUUCUUUGCCUAGCAUUCAUGUCCACUGUGGGGCCGGUCGGGCACUACAUUCUCAUCGCCCCGCAAUUCGUUGCAAGUUUCGUGAGGCGACGGCUUUUUAGGAAGUCGUGA
Messenger RNA from Symbiodinium sp. CCMP2592, 3162 nucleotides. The record is from the annotation of a GenBank genome assembly. NCBI's taxonomy places the organism in Eukaryota, Dinophyceae, Suessiales, Symbiodiniaceae.